CUGUAGCGAAUGAUCACGAAUGAUUUCCAAGUCAGGCACUCCACCUGGCAUAGGAAAAUGCGACCCAAGCGCAGAAAGAUUGGGAUUUGUAGCCCAGAGAGGAAUCUCGAUCCUCCGAAGCUAGAAUUAACCCUAAUCAUAAUGGCUUCAAGCGGUGAGAUAGCGAGGCGCUAUGGAAGAUUUGAGGUGGAUGACGAUUUUCGUGAUGCUCGAGCAGCGCUAGGGCGGCUAUUCGUCCGGAAUGGCUCGCUCUCUUCUGUUACAACCAUCGCUACCGUGGUUAUGGUAGCACCAAGUCACGGUGUUGUGUCACUUGCUCCGCUCGAAGGCUACGACCUCCGUCGCUUGCAAUGGCUGGUUCACUAUCCCACUCAAAGGGAGAUAAGGGAGGCGAGUUUCAUCGACGUGGACCGUGCGUGCGAGGUAGCAAUGCUCGAGAUCGAGAAGAACUACACGGAGUUUCCUCUGGAGAUACCCUUUCUACGGAGUAGCGGGGAGCUCUUACGCCUGGGGUCUCGUGUCCAUUUCCUGGGCUAUGUUGAGGGGGUGGACAGGGAGUAUGAUGCAUGCAGAGGAGGAGGCUCGAAGAAGGCGGAGACUGAAAAGAUCCCGGCUUUCCAUGAUGUUCUCACGGUGGGAACUACACUCCCUGCAGGGUUUUGUGUAGCUUCUUAUUGUGGAGACAAUCGCGGAGGCGUCAUUUUCACCAUCGAUCCCCUCAUGAAGCCCACGCUUCAGCUGAUCGGGUUUCAUAUCAACAACAUUGGGAUGUUAUGUAAAUUCAUCCCCGAGCACCUUGCGUUCAAUGGAGGAGGAGGUGGUGGCAGCGGUGGAAGAGGAGGUGGUGGCGGCGGCGACCGCGGACGCGGUGGCCAUAGGGGAGGCAAAGGUAGAGCUGUGCCGCUGCCGCGAGCGCUGCCGCGCGGAGGUGGUGGCAGCGGUGGCAGCGGACGGGGUGGCCGUAGGGGUAGAGCUGUGCCGCUGCCGCAAGCGCUUCCGCGUGGAGGUGGUGGCAGCGGAGGUGGAGACCAAGGAAGCGGCAGUGGAGGCAACAAAGCCAAAGGCAAAGAAAAAGUGGUGUGAAAACUGUGCGAAGGGAAACCAUUGCGACUAUGCCAAGUCUUGUGAAAAGAGCCAAGGCCUAAUCCUAUAGCUAAAGUAUUC
Molecule: messenger RNA, 1164 nt
Organism: Selaginella moellendorffii
Lineage: Eukaryota; Viridiplantae; Streptophyta; Lycopodiopsida; Selaginellales; Selaginellaceae
Exons: 3
Coding region: 10-1083 (357 amino acids)
Source: RefSeq, a predicted model, not a curated record